Amphimedon queenslandica is the source of this 912-nucleotide messenger RNA. RefSeq lists its product as uncharacterized. The record is from RefSeq and is a predicted model, not a curated record. The annotation marks the transcript as partial. NCBI's taxonomy places the organism in Eukaryota, Metazoa, Porifera, Demospongiae, Haplosclerida, Niphatidae. The transcript has 5 exons.
AUAGUGCCAAUUCAAUCAAUGCUUCAUUUAUUAAAGAGAAAGCACUUGAAAUACAAAGAUCACAACGCUUCUAUGGCCAACACCAGUUCAUUUAUCCAUGGAUUGUAUUCUCAUGUAAUGGAUCAGUUACUAAAUGGAUCUUUGGAGCUGACAAUAAAGGAAACACUGCUAUUCAAUCUGAGCUCCAAAUAUGGCGUCAACUGGGUACCAAUAAUUACAAUAAAACAGGAUCUAGUUUAGUUAAUGCUAAUACAAUGAUUGGUACUAAUCUCUAUGAGUUUAUUCCUCAGACUCCACUGCAGUUCCAGGAAGGAGACAUAUUUGGUGUUUAUAGUGAUAGAACUGGUGGAGAGAGAUUAGUUCUAUAUGAACAGAGAGAGAGUGGACCAACUAACUUACGAAUCAGUGGUAGUCUAGACUCUCCUCCAUCAACAAUAUCUGAAACACUUAGUACAGUAAACAAUGACUUUCCAUUGGUCACUGUGGAAAUAAAUAUUUCUACCCAAUCAACUAUUACAAUAACAUCAAGCUUAGAAAUGUCUAUUUUAAUUACUUCAUCUAUGACUUCCCUUUCUCCUAACAUGUUUUCACAUAUGCUCUCUUCCUCAUCAUCAUUCUUACAUAAAUUGUCAACAACACCACUCAUCACACCAACCACUCUACCAAGUGAACUAAGUGCAUCAUUUCUAGUUGUUGGUGGAAUUAUAGUGGCAGUGGUCUGUAUAAUUCUUGUAUGUACAUGUCUACUAAUAAUAGCAUGUAUUAUUGUUUGUGUGAAGAAAAGAUCAUCUAAAAAUGAUACUAAUAUUACGGUGCAGGAUAAUCCAGCAUAUGCUCCAACUGCUGGUUUUACUAUUGGAUCUCCAACACUACAGGAUGAUCCAGCAUAUGCUAGUAUUAGUAACACCAGGA